GAGAGUUAGAAUUAGAUGAUGAAUAACACAAAGUCAGGAGAUAAAGCCUGCUUGAUUUAUAUUAAGCUUCGAUUUUGCUAUUAUCCAGAAAAUUAUGGCUUUAAUACCUGAUCCGCAAGCAAGAAGUCUCUUCUUAUUCAUACAGCUGAAUUGCUAAUCAUCUCCUCAGCAAGGAGUUGAGAACUAUCAAUAUUCUCAGCCACUAAGAAUGCCAAACUAUCCAAAAACAAAUUCAGAUUGGAAGAGAUUCCAAAUCCGGAUUUAAACUCCCCGCCUAGUUGCUAAGCCUUCGGUGAUAAAGCAGCUUUCCUAGCCAGUUCCUAUCAGCUGAUAUAUGAAUAAAUUUAACCUCAAUGAGUACUUUCUCUUCAAAUGAGAUAAGGUCUAGGACCAAUUUUAUUUCUCCCCAAAAAAUGCAUCACCUGUUUUCUCGGAAUCUAUCAUAUCUGAGCGAAGAGAAUCCUGGAUAGAACUUUAACUUAUUAAUUUCUUAGUUUUUGUCGACUCUUUGGACCCCUCUAGUUCAUACCAAGGUGAGCUUUUGGGAAUGUUGAGAAUGAAAAUGAAAGUGGUUCUUCUUUCAAUUCAAAAUAUUAACUAAUCACUAAUGCAUCCUAAAAUUUUAAUUGAUGGAAGGAUAAAAUUUAAUGCCUCCAUCUCAGUCUAUUAGGAUAGAAAUACUGUGUAGAUACUUUUAAGGCUUAUUUCUUCAUAUCUGGCAGCUGUAUUACUAUGUUUGGUAGGCAUUUUGUAGAAAUAAACACUAUUGGCAUGGCAAAAUAGCAAAAUAUGAGAUAAAACCAAGAACAAAAGAAUUAUUAGCAAUUAGGCCUAACAACCUCCGAUAUAUCUCUCUGAGGCUUGCAUGAGUUCUCACAACCAAAAUUUCCUAAUCAUUGAAAGCAAACAAACAACAAAAAUCAUUUGAUUAAGGACAAAAGAACUUCACCACUGCGAUACCCAUGAUUGUAAAAUUCCUAUACUUC
Moneuplotes crassus is the source of this 986-nucleotide messenger RNA. NCBI's taxonomy places the organism in Eukaryota, Ciliophora, Spirotrichea, Euplotida, Euplotidae. The record is from the annotation of a GenBank genome assembly.